UUUAUGAGGUGAGACAAAACUGGGUCCAAUUCUUCUGGCUUUUGGUUUUUAAUUAAAUCAGGAGGAAGCGUGUCUUCGGAUCCCUUGACCAUCGUUUCUUCUUUGAUUCCGUCCGUACCAAACGAGAGCACAACUCUUUCAUUUUCGCGCGCACCAACUGCUGAAGCCUUUCGCUCUUUCGUCUUACAAUGUUGUUGUUGUGAAUUGUUGGUUCAAGCAUUCGCAUCGACUCCCCCCGUCUUCUCCCUUUCCGUUUCAAUUGACAAAACUCAUCGGGGAGGGGAGAAAUUUUCGGGACGGAAACAUGUGGGUUUUCUAUCUGAUCUCCUUGCCUUUAACUUUAGGCAUGGUGAUCGUCACCCUCAAGUACUUCGCUGGUCCAUGGGUGCCUCGUUACGUCUUUCUUACCGUCGGAUAUACCUGGUUCUGUUCCCUCUCCAUCAUUAUCCUCGUCCCUGCGGACAUUUGGACGACCGCAAGUCAUCUGCCAGAGACUGGAGUAAUUUCUUUCUUUUGGAGCUGGUCCUAUUGGAGUACAUUCUUACUUACCUGGGCUGUGGUGCCACUUAUCCAGGGUUUUGAAGAUGCAGGAGACUUCACUGUGAAAGAAAGACUGAAGACCAGCAUCCAUGUUAACUUGGUCUUUUAUUUGGUUGUUGGAUCCAUUGGUCUUUUUGGACUAAUUCUCCUCAUCGCAAUGCACAAGAUUUGGCAUGGCGGUGUUCUGGGUUUUGCUAUGGCCUGCUCAAAUACAUUUGGAUUGGUAACAGGUGCAUUUCUUCUUGGCUUUGGUUUGAGUGAAAUUCCCAAGAGUAUUUGGAGAAAUGCUGAUUGGACUACACGCCAAAAAGUUCUUUCCCAUCAAAUAUCCAAGAUGGCUGUCAAACUCGAUGAUGCUCAUCAGGAACUCUCAAAUGCUAUCGUUGUUGCUCAAGCAACAUCUAAGCAGAUGUCUAAGCGCGAUCCCCUGAGGCCUUACAUGAAUGUCAUUGACAACAUGUUAACUCAAAUGUUUAGGGAAGAUCCAUCAUUCAAACCACAAGGUGGACGACUAGGAGAAAAUGAUAUGGACUACGAUACAGAUGAGAAAUCAAUGGCAACACUUAGGCGUCAUCUUCGCAGAACAAGAGAGGAGUAUUACCGUUAUAAAAGCCAAUAUAUGACCUACGUUAUGAAGGCCCUUGAACUUGAAGACACUAUAAAGAACUAUGAACGACGCUCAUCAACUGGAUGGAAAUAUGUUUCAAGCCUCAGGCAUGCUCGAAAUGGGAAGUUGGGGUCCAUCUUAGAUACACUUGAAUUUAUAUGGCGAUGCAUCCUAAGAAAGCAUCUGCAGAAAGUCUUGGCUAUUAUACUUGGUAUCAUGUCCGCUGCAAUUCUUUUAGCUGAAGCAACACUGUUACCAAGUGUCGAUUUAUCACUUUUCUCAAUGCUUAUUAAAUUAGUUGGACGGGAGGAGGUGCUUGUGCAGGCCUUUGCUUUUGUACCACUGAUGUAUAUGUGCGUGUGCACGUAUUAUUCUUUAUUUAAGUUUGGAACUUUGAUGUUCUAUUCAUUAACCCCAAGGCAAACAAGCUCUGUGAACUUGCUAUUGAUUUGUUCAAUGGUUGCCAGGUAUGCUCCACCAAUUUCAUUCAAUUUUCUCAAUCUCAUUCGUCUUGGUGGAAACGAGAAAACUGUUUUCGAAAAGAGGAUGGGUAAAAUUGAUGAUGCCGUCCCUUUCUUCGGGAAAGAUUUUAAUAGGAUCUACCCACUUAUUAUGGUUGUCUACACCAUUUUGGUUGCAAGCAAUUUCUUUAACCGGGUUAUCGAUUUCCUUGGAAGCUGGAAGAGAUUUAGAUUUCAGUCAGAGGUAGAUGAUAUGGAUGGAUUUGAUCCUUCAGGAGUAAUUAUAUUGCAGAAAGAACGAUCUUGGCUUGAACAAGGGCGCAUGGUUGGCGAGCACGUUAUUCCAUUAGCUAGGAAUUUCAACAGCAUAGACUUGGAGUCUGGCAGCAGCAAUAGCACAGAUUUGCUUGAUGUCAAAGCGAAGGGAACAAACAGUCUAAUAAGUGAAGACAUGAAUGGGAAUUCGUCAAAAAGUUCUGUUGAUGAGGGUCGGAAGUAUGGUUCUAGCAGAGAAGCCAUGAGCAACAAGUAUGCUGCAAUUAGAGAACAAAUUAGACAAUCAACAUUAAACACAAAGCCAGUGGCGAACAUUGCUUCUGCUAAGGUUACAUUACUUGAUACAGAAGAUGGCGAAUCUAGCAACACCAGUGAAAAGACAACUUCUGGUUUGGCCUCAAAGUGGGAAUCAAUGAAGAUGGGUUUCCAAAACUUCAAGGCUAAUAUAGGAACCAAAAAGUUUCUUCCCUUGCCCCAGGUUCAUGAAACAAAAACUCUCUCUCGUCAUGAUUCAUCUCAGUCCCUUGAUGAGAUCUUCCAAAGAUUGAAACGGCCAUCAGAUCAUGGAGGUUAUAGCGACGAGGAGGACAGGCUGGAAAUUAAGAGUUCCGGGGAAUAGAAUUUGAGCGAUCAAGGCCAACUAGAUAACAACCAUUUUUCUCCCUUUAGGUUUAAGAAUCAAAGAAUGCUGUACGAUGUACAGGCCCUUGGUGCCAGUUGAGUUGUUUACUUGCAGUUGGAUCAUCCUGCAUCUGAACACAUACUUGGAACGUUACCCUGCUAGAUUGACACAUGCGUAUAUAAGCUGACUGGUUGGUAAGAAAACUGGAGAGGAUAGAGUUACACUCACUAAUUGUUCAAACGACCAUGGUCGUAAAAUUCACAGAGGUUGCAACUAAAAAGGUUAGUGUCUUGGCUUCAUCAGCAUUCCUUUGAUUCAUGAGUUUUGCUUCAGAACUCAGAUGCCAUACGAUAAAUUUAUAUUGUGUAUCCUUUUUCUGGUACUUUGACAUCCAUGUCUGAAUGUAAUUGGAAGUUUUAGGAAAUGAAGAUUGAAAUUCUAGACACCGAAAGAACCUGAUCUGAAUGGUUUCUGAUAUUUUGAUAUUUUCCUUGUAGCUAGCUGUAUCUUUCAUAUGAUUUAAAUUACUCAUUGUAUAAGUCAGCCGUUGCCGCUUUCUGGGGAAACAACAAAGAGAAAAGUCAGUGACAAAGGGCCUUAGAUAUUUUUUGUGA
Molecule: messenger RNA, 3120 nt
Organism: Benincasa hispida (wax gourd)
Lineage: Eukaryota; Viridiplantae; Streptophyta; Magnoliopsida; Cucurbitales; Cucurbitaceae
Product: LMBR1-like membrane protein
Cellular component (GO): membrane
Source: RefSeq, a predicted model, not a curated record